AGCUUAUCAGGCGUUCUCUUAAAAAGUUGCGCUCAUAGCGACAUUUCAUAGCGCCAAGGGCUGCAGCGCAAGCAACUGCAAAAAGGCUCAGCUCUUCGCGCCUUUGCUUUUCAUCAGGCAACUUCACGUCAGGCGACAGGAGUUGCGUUCGCGACCACCAGGUCCGGUAGAGCCUUGGUGGCGACUGAGGGACUGCCCUUGGCGCAAGAAGAACCCCAGUCAGCGGGUCUUUGCGGAGCCGCGGCAGGCCUCGCUAAUUUGAAAGGCCUCCGACGCCAGCGCAACGAAAAAUGGCGCUCGCGGUGUCGACCAAUAUCGGUCAUCUGUCUACGGCACAGCGCGGAAUGCACGUUGGCUACCUGCACGGUGCUGCCCUACCUGCUUCUGAGCUGGCUGCCCACGCGGGAGCCCGGCUGCUCGUUUGCGCGGCGUCUGGUGAUGUUGCCCAGGUCGCGCGGUGCCUCGCGGACGGUGCAGAUCGGGACUAUCAGGACCCAAGCUCGGGGGAGACUGCGCUGCACAGGGCUGCACAGCGUGGGCAGGUGACAAUGCUGGAGACGCUGCUAGCGGCUGGGGCCAACCCACACAGCGCCGACCGCGGCGGCCGCACGCCGCUUUUCGCCGCCGCCAACGCCGGCAGCCUGGCGGCCGUGCACACGCUGCUGGCGCACGGCGCCGUGCUCUUUCCCGCACCCUCCACCCUCCCCUCCUCCACUUGCACCCCCUGCUCCGGCGGCGCCUGCCGCUCCGGGACAUCUUGCUGCCACCCCAACCACCACCACGCCUCCGCCACCUCCACCUCCUCCUCCUCGCCUUCCUCCUCCUCGCCGCCUUCCUCUGCGGAGGAUGCUGAUGACGCGGCGUUCCUGGCGCUGCGCACCACCUGCCCGCUGGCGGCGGCCGCGGCGGCGGCGCGCUGGCCGCUGGUGGCGGCGCUGCUGGGGUCGCUGCCGCCCAGCUACCAGCAGCAGCCGGCGACGCUGCGGUCGCUGCGGUUCCUGGUGUGGGCGCUGGCCUCGCACAAAGCCUUCCCUCGCGAGGUGAUUGCCCGGCUGCCUCGGCGGCUGCCCGCCUGUGUGCUGAACGCGGUGCGGCCCGCCACGUUGGCCUCCACGCCGCUGGUGCUGGCGGCGGGCAACGACCAGCAGCAGCUGAUGCAGUGGCUCCUGCGGCAGGGUGCGGACCCGGAGCUGGGCGCGCCGCUGUUGCUGUGCGCGGGCCGCUUCUGCCGCGGCAGCCGAGCCUGCUGCGUCAGCACGCUGUUGCGGCUGGGCGCGGCGCCGCAUGUGGCGUGGGCCGACAACCCCUCCGACUCGCCGCUCAUGCUGGCGGCUCGCGGCGACUGCUUCACGCACGUGCACUGCCUGGUCGCACACGGUGCUGACGUGUCCGGCGAGGCCGGCCGCGUGCGGGCGGCGCUGUACACCCCCGCCGCCUGGGAGCGCCACCUAGAGGCGAUGCUGACGUCACCGCACGCGGCGGCGCUGCUGGCGCAGCACGCGCAGCAGCAGGCGGCGGCGGCGGGCGGGGAGGAGGAGUGGGGCCUGCUGUGCCCCUGCGGCCAGUCGCAUGCGGCCUGGCCGGGCUUGUGGCCGUCGGAGGAGCCGGCGCGCGGCACCGGCGACGGCGCGGGGCCGGAGGGGCUUGAGGAGGCUCUUGAGGAGGAGGCGGGUGCGGGCGCGGGUGGGGGUGGAGGCCGGGCGGGGUCGCGGGAGGGCGGCGAGGGCGGCAACAGCUGCCACAACCCCACGCCCUCGGAUGACGCCUGGUACCGCCACCACCGCCUGGAGAUGGAGCAGCUGCAGGACGGCGCCGAGCUGGCGGACUGCCGCAAGGCGGUGGACGACCUGUGGGCAUUUGGUUGCAGCGCCGUCACCGCCGAGCUCACAGCGGAGCUGGCGGCGGCGGCGGCGGCGGCAGCGGCAGUGGCCGCCCAGCAGGCGCAGGGGCAGCAGCCGCAGCCGGCGGCGCCGGUGCCGGUGCCGGUGCUGGCGCCGCACAGUCCGCUGCCGGCGGCCGUGCUUGCGGCGCUGGGUGAUGUGGCAGGCGGCUGGCUGGCGGCGGCGGCGCGCUGCCGCCAGCAGCGGCUGCUGCGAGCUGACCUGUACGACAAGGCAGUGGGUGCGGGGCUGCGGCUGCUGGAGCAGAAGCGCGUGGCGGCGCUGGCGGCGCUGGGCGGCGCGGGCCUGGCUUCGGCUCUGGUGGCAGAUGAGGAGGAGGGGCAGGAGAGGGAGGAGGGGCGGGCCGCGGGUGGCAGUUCCUUGGCUGUGGAGCUGAAGAUGGAGAUAUUGGCUCUGGCCGGCCUGGCGCCGCCGGGUGUGGAGGCGGGCCUGGCAGCGGCGGCGCGGCCGGCGCGGCGGGCGUGCGGCUGCGACGGCUGCUGCCCUGGCAGCUCCAGCGCAUGAGGCGCUGAGGCGGUGGUAGCCUCAGCAGUCGGUGCCGUUGGAGCAGCAGCAGCAGCAGCAGUGGGUGGCUGCGAGGGUGGCCGCGAGGCGGUGGGUGGGGUCGUUGGGGCCACGCGAUGGGAGGCGUGUGCCUGUGUUGGGUGCCUUGGCGGCACCCCGGCUUACUACAAUCGGAUAAGGGGCGGUGCUGGGGCCUUUCCCGCACUGCGAAAUAAAGCAUGGAUAAGCGUUCGUCCGCGCCUGAGACAUUAGCUUACAUGAGCAUAUACAGGACGCCGAUGCUGUUGCGUACAGAUACCUGCAUUUGGUUUAGCGCCGCGUGCGCUGUUGGUCAGUGCGGCGCGUUGUUCGUCGCGUUUUGGGUUUAGUAUGGUCACGUACCGUAUUUUCUUCUUACAAGAACGUUGGACCACGUCUGCAGUUCGCGGCACCACGGCUGGCAGCAGGCGGCUGGAUUUGGGCCGAACGCAUUUUGGUGUGGGGUGUGUGGUUCAUUGUAUGCGCCAUUAGGGAAUGGAGGUAUUGGGCACAUGGUGUGUGGGGUUGAUGCGGCAGUGGGCACGUGCUUAUGCGCCGCUGAGCUUGUGCGGUGUCCAGGUUUGGAAGGGCGGUUUCCGUGCGCAUCCGCCAUCAGCCGGUAUACGCGUGUCUUGGGUGUGGCAUGUGGGUCGCACACAGCAAACCGUCAGUAGUUCAGUUGCUAGGGAGGACGCGGCUCAUGCUGCCUGUGCGUUGGACGCGUUGGUGUCCAGCGCCCGGUGGUGGAAGCGGCUGUGCGCGUGGGUUGUACCAUAGCCUGUCAUAGUGUCAUUCCUUUCGUUGAAUUCGUACAAAGUGUACUUGAGAGAAGACUAAAACAACACGCACGCCGCGCAUGUGGCUUGCAAUAAAGGUGUAGACAGGUGCCGAACAGGCCCUGUGACGAUGAGCGCUAUAAUAAGGUAUGGCGAGGUCAAGCUGUUGGACUUGCACAGGAAUGCAUUCUAUAGGAGGUGCGCGGGUUUUGAACAGUCGGCACGAAGGCCUCUAGCUCCUAGGAGCUCCUCGCCAGGGGAGCGCCGGGUGUUACAUGCUUGGACUGUCCAAUCCCUGUCAGUCUUUCGUGUAACCGCUCAUGAAU
Molecule: messenger RNA, 3525 nt
Organism: Chlamydomonas reinhardtii
Lineage: Eukaryota; Viridiplantae; Chlorophyta; Chlorophyceae; Chlamydomonadales; Chlamydomonadaceae
Exons: 7
Coding region: 291-2405 (704 amino acids)
Cellular component (GO): nucleus; cytoplasm
Molecular function (GO): protein binding
Source: RefSeq, a predicted model, not a curated record